GCGCUGCUGCUGUUGCUGCUGCUGGCUUCGACGCCGCCCCGCGCGCCGGCCAUCGACGUGCCCGUGGAGACAGGCUUCCAGUUCACCGGCCUGCAUUCCGACUUCGCGCAGCAGUACUACGUGCUGUACACAGAGCUGGACGACACUGCGCAGCUCACGGACGUGAGCGCGGACGCGCUACCCAGCGAACUGCGGACGGAGCUGAGCGCCAACUCGCUCACCUGGAGCGACAUGCCCGGCCUGCUGCAGCGCGCCUUCCUCUGGGACGCGGGCUACGUGCUGACGCCCACGCACUCGCUGGCCAAGGUCUACACGCGCUGCGGCCGCACCAUGGCGGAGGUCGUGGUGCCGCCCAAGGCCUUCGAACGCGCCGGCUGCCAGGUGCGGGAGUGCGUGCUGCCGGACGGGACGCGCUUCCACCGGUCGCUCAACUGCAAGGCCUCGCAGCUCUCCAGGGCCGUGCAAUGCGCAGUGGACGCCGCUGACGACAACUCAGCGCCAGCGUACGCUGCUGUCUGGGGGGACGGAGGAGAGGACGACACGCUGCCGGAAGUGACGGUGCAGCGUCACGCCUACCUGAGUGACGCCGAUAACGCCCCCAAUUUAAUGUUUGCGCUGCAUACGACGGCCUACGAGGUGGGCUACACGCAGUGCCCGCUUACGCCGUCGAUGGUGAUCCCCUGUGCGCCGUACAACUUGGUGAAUCAGUCGAGAUUCUGCACGCCGGAGCCUGGCGACGUCGCCUCGGCGUGGCUUACCAAGUACGCGGCAGACCACAAGCAGGACAAGACGUGGCUGCUGGUGCCGCUGUGCAUCGUCGUCUUCGUCACGUUUGGCACUGUCGCAGUCUACCGCUACAAGUCGGCGCUGCGGGACGAAGCGCGCAGAGAAAUCGAUUUGUUCAUGCGCGAGAAUCGUCAUUUGUUUGAUAAUGGAGCUGUGGAAGCGUUCUUGGUGCCGAAGAGGAAGGGCAAAUGCGCUCGCUCGACCAGGACAAGUCGCCAGCACCGGUCGUCGUCGUAUUCGUCUUCGUCCAGCAUCGACAGCGACGACAGCGCGUACAGCUCUCACUCAUCCGCCGACCUUGACGGUUCCCAAGUGUCCUUGAGUUAUGAUGAAGGAAACCAGAAUGCAGCAGCAUUCGAGCACUUCGACGCCACAAUUGGAUUGUCGGCGUCUGCGUUUGACCCACUGGCGUCCAACGCUCGCAUGAACCCGCUGCAAAACGGUGCUGAACAGGGCCUGGAGAAUGGAGACACGACACCCGAUGAGGCCACUGCGCGAAGGAACGAGAUGGCUAUCCAGAGCUUCCGACUAUUUGAAUCGCAUCGCAAGAUCCGUCGGCUGCGUAUUCCAAUUGGUGAGCUGCAGCUACUGCGACCGCUGUCGCGUGGCGCUACUGGUGAGGUAUGGCUUGCGCUCCAUAACAAUUCGCAGGUCGCGAUCAAGCAGUUGGUGUCGGAGAAACGCCGCUUGUUGCCCGAGAUGGAGAUGUUCUUGGCCGAGAUCUACCUCAUGGCACAGUUGAAGCACCCACACAUCGUGACGCUGAUCGGUAUUGCUUGGAACACGCUUGAGCACGUCAUAAUGGUGCAGGAGUACAUGGAGGGCGGUGACUUGCAGCACUUUCUGGCUCAGCAGUGCUCCAACAACAACACUUCGGCGGCCCCAAUAAGCUCAGGUAACACGAUCGGAAGGCGCUCCAGCUCCAUGUCCGGAGGCUUGCCCCAGGUUGACGAAGCUGCAGCUAUUGCGGCCACAUCAUCCGGUUCUUUCGCCGGUGGACUGGGUGCCGCUGCUAAUGGAUUGAUCCACUCGACGCAUUCCUUGCACUCGAGCCACUUUACUUGGUCGAAGCAAAAGCUUGCCAUCGCGCAGGCUGUCACGAGCGCAUUGGCGUAUUUGCACGCGCUGACACCGAAGGUGCUGCAUCGAGAUGUCAAGUCACGUAACGUGCUGCUGUCGUCGUCUCUGGAUGCCAAGUUGUGUGAUUUUGGGGUCAGCCGACGCAAGUGCAGCGGCAACGACGAUGAAACCAACCUCACUGCGACAGCUGCAGCUGGCACAUUAUCCUGGACCGCGCCCGAAUUGCUACUGGGCGAGGAGUACACGGAGAAGGUAGAUAUCUACUCGCUUGGUGUCCUCCUCAGCGAGCUCGACACGUGCACACUGCCGUACCACGACCCAGCCUCUCUCUCGGAGCGACUUGUCCAGCACCCUCUUCGCCUGAUGCGACGCAUUCUCGACGACGGACUGCGUCCCCAGCUCUCGCCGGACUGUCCGCUGCCGAUCACGCAUUUAAUCGCGGCAUGCGUAUCGCGCAACCCGAAGCUGCGCCCGAGUGCUGCCGAUGUGGGUGCUUGGCUCGCUAGUGCACGAGGCGAGCGGUUGCUACGGAAGAGCUCGAGCGUUUUAAUCUCU
Phytophthora sojae is the source of this 2421-nucleotide messenger RNA. RefSeq lists its product as hypothetical. The record is from RefSeq and is a predicted model, not a curated record. Gene Ontology annotation, biological process: protein phosphorylation. The transcript has a single exon. The annotation marks the transcript as partial. Lineage: Eukaryota; Oomycota; Peronosporomycetes; Peronosporales; Peronosporaceae. Gene Ontology annotation, molecular function: ATP binding; protein kinase activity.